Molecule: messenger RNA, 3703 nt
Organism: Aspergillus pseudotamarii
Lineage: Eukaryota; Fungi; Ascomycota; Eurotiomycetes; Eurotiales; Aspergillaceae
Exons: 2
Coding region: 270-3239 (989 amino acids)
Source: RefSeq, a predicted model, not a curated record
CUUCUAAACGCCAAUUCUUCUCUCAUCCUGCUUGUCAUGCAGAUCAUACUGUAGUUGUAUUUAAGAUCACGUGACGGCAUCGUUCCCUUUCCCGCGACUCCAUCGCAUCGCGAGAGACCCCGACAACCCUUCCCAGUUGGGCUCAUUAGCCAACGAUCCCUUUCAAUAGUCACGCCUCUUUGCUUCAGCCGCAUAGCUAGCGGUAUUGGGGUGUUUGGCAUAUUCCUCAAUCGGGUUGCGGAGGGAAGAUCACAAAACCACUGUUCAUCAUGCCACCUACUUUCAGAUCUUCACGCUCGGGUCGUCAAUUCGGCGAUGGCGCCAACCGCACUAGAACCGGCCAGAUCGACCACGACGUCUUCGAAGGACUUCCGGUCCGACGAUGGACGCGCCAGCUACAGACCGUUUCCCAAACCCCCAAGCUGGACGGACAGGAAUCAUUUGUAGAAGGCCCCGGCGGAAAGCAAACGAUUCCAGAACACCCAAUGCCCAAAGACAGCCAUCUAUUAACCCCGAUGAGUAGAGCGCUCCUUCGUGCGGCCCGUGCGGGGUGCAUAUAUAUUCGCAAAGCCACAAAAGAUACAGAGGACGAAGAAAAGGAGGUUACAGAUGUGGAAGAACAACCGACUUUGCAGACUACAGAGCGUAGCUUUGUCACGCGCAAGUGGGCCACGGUCCCCAGGCAUUUAGAGAAUUCGGAGGUCGAGUUUCUUGCUAAGAGACGACCGGGCUUGCCAUCAUUAUAUGGUGCCACGACCUCUGGUGCUAAUGGCGCUGAGAAUGGGUCUGCGCCAAUGAGGAGAACCCGCUUCAAGAAAGUUGACCCGACAAGUGGAAACAUCUCUAUCUACGAGGCCUGGGUGCCGGAAGGGCACAAGAUUGAAGGAGAAAUCACCGACGACUCUCAACUCGUACCAGAAAACAGCGAAACAAUUGUAACACCCGAGGCCCCUGCUCCUGGCACAGUUAUUGAAGGAGUUGGUGUGGUCAAUGCAGAAGGCGUGGUUGUGGCAGAUCCAGCCUCAGCGGCUGUCAUGACUCCUCCGAAGAGGCGCCCCCCACCUCCUAAACGUAAGGCGAAGGGCUUCGGUAAAGGAAGAAGGAAGAAGGUUAUGUUUGCUCCUGGUGAGGGAGCAGAUGCAAACGCCGUACAUGGAGCCGGCACUGGAGCUGUCGAUGGCACUGCCGAAACAGGUUAUGGUAAAGAGGGUUCGGAUAGGUCGCGGAUGUCAGUCGACCAGAAUGGGCAAGACGAAGAAGAAGAAGAUGGCGAGGAGGGCGAGGAAAGCGACGAGGGCGAUGAGUCAAUGCUAGAUGCUAAGACACCAGAGACACCGCUUCACCAACAAAGUGCAGAACCGACAACUGAUCCAACGUCUGGAUCUGUGGCGGAGCCGGUUCCUACUUCUACUGCACCCGCUACGGAAACCGUGGUUGCUUCACAACCACCAGCUCCAAACCCUCCAGCUGUUGCCUCAGAAUCACCUGCGCAAACACUCCCACAGCCACCUGCAGCACCCACUAUGCCAUUCGCACCACAACAGCCGUUCGAGCCUGUUCAGCCCAGCACUAAUCCACCAAGCUCUACUGUUCCUCCCGCAGAGCCAACUCGAGAAGUGACGCCUGCUGAGGAUGUGGAGAUGACCGGUGUCACCCCCGAGUUACCCGCUGUAGAUACCAAUGCUGCAUCCUUAACCCAGACAACACUGAAUACUCAGCAGCAGACAACUACAGAGAUCAUUGAAGCACAGACCGAGACAACCACGGUUGCAGUUCCCACACAACCUCAAGACAUCCCGCGGGUCAUUGCACCGGACACAUUCCCGCUCGUGAAGAGUGAAGAUCUAACUGAGAAACCAUUGGAGGGUCCUUCGAUGGGACAGACUGACUCGGUAUCCGAAGCAGGCGUCAAGGACGAGAAUGUGAAAUUGGAACCCCCAGCUAGCCUUCCACAGAUGCCGCCACCAGAACAAGCUCCUCAGCAAGAGCACCAGCCACAACAGACUACUCAGCCAGGACAAACUCCCCACCCACAACCGACCAAUCAAUUAGAAGACAUCCCUAAGUCAGAACAAACUGCCCAACCAGAACAAGCUUCCCAGUCGGAACAGAUUCCCAAACUAGAGCUAGCUCCGAAUCCCGAUCCAGCUUUACAGCAGCUCGCCGCCCAGCCAGCUAGUGAUACUGUGGAAAACAAUGAAUCCAGUCUCUUGGAUAGUUUAGAAGCAAGUUUAGGACAUGCUCCGGGCCCAGAGCAAGACAGUGAAGUCCAGUUCGGUGAGCAAACAGAAGCUUUAUCUGACCACAACACCGGCCAUACCAGUACGGAGACUGCCAGGCAACCUACAUCCAUGAUGGAAAUAGACGUUGACACCAUGGACCGGUCAACAGAGCCAACCUUGCAAACACCAGCGCCACAACCUGCAGAUCCCAUUGAGCCGGUGGCUGGCCAACCACCCAACCACGUCCCUGAAAUUGCUAUCGAAAAUAGCGCAGAGCAAGCUGCAGAGCUCCCCACGGAACAACAUAUGCAGCCCCUGGCAGAGACAUCGAUAGACCCAUCAAUAGAGUCUACUACUCAAGAAUUCGCGCAAACUUCUGUCGAGCAGCCGGCCGAACCUGCCGUGGAACCGACUGAGCCGAAAGCGACGGAGCCGGCCCCAGUACAGGUGGAAGAACUACUUGGAGAGCCCCAAGGAGUACAACAACCUGAAGCACAACCAGAACCGACUCCACAGCAGAGCUCAGCACAGGAAACAGAACCUGCUCCAGCUAGUACUGCAGAACCACCUGCAGCGUCACUCCCAGAACUACCGCAAGAAAUACCCAUCGAGCAGGUUCCACAGCCCACGGAGCAAGCAGUAGCGCAACCUUCCCCGGAAGCAUCAGUGAAGCCGCCAAUGGAACAAAUAGACGAGCGACCCGAUGCCUCUCUACCAGAGGCAACACAGCCUCCGCAGGAGGAUGACCCUGCGCCACCACGGCAAUCGGUUGAACCCCAGCCACCCCAGGCUGCUACUCCACCUGCACCAACCGCUACAGGAGAUGCCCAGCCUAGACCCCUUGAGACCAGUGAAAGCAGUGAAACCCACGAUUUCACUGCACCCAAUUUCUCUCCAAUAUCUGACCUGAAUCCUGAGCUUGAAAAGAAAGAGGAAACAGAAGCGCAGCUAAAAACAGGGGAGGCACGAGAACCAGCACCGCCGGGACCUGACAAUGUUCAAAACCCAUCGAACUAAUCUGCACAUAACAAAGUAUAUUCUGGCGGAGGUAAAAGAUCUGUUGACUAAACUAGGAUUUUUUUUUUUGACGAGGCGUAAAUCGGUGUACGGUGUUACAAUAUGUUGGGAAGGGGAUUUUGGACUUAAGGACCAGGCAUAUUUUGAUCCAUCGCAUAUUGUAUCAUAUGAGUAUUCAUAAGUCAUAACUUCGUAUAAAACCACACCACACCUCCCGUUCUCGCCCCCAAUGACAACCCGCAAAAUAGAGAGUCGCAGAUUGCAGCAGCCGAGAGCGAUUGAAAGCAAAUUAUGCUAUUUAAUACCGAGUAUAAGUUGUGAAGCGCAAUUGUAAACCAGCUACUCGUUAGAUGGGUGUAGAACAUGGAUAGGUACACACGUAUAUCCUCUCAACUAGUUUCUUCACUGAAUGGCUAUCUGCUAGCUAGGGUUGACUGUGACUCUUGAAAUAGGGUGAGCUUAGG